Leptopilina boulardi is the source of this 2405-nucleotide messenger RNA. RefSeq names its product glucose dehydrogenase [FAD, quinone]-like. Gene Ontology annotation, molecular function: oxidoreductase activity, acting on CH-OH group of donors; flavin adenine dinucleotide binding. Lineage: Eukaryota; Metazoa; Arthropoda; Insecta; Hymenoptera; Figitidae. The transcript has 7 exons. The record is from RefSeq and is a predicted model, not a curated record. The coding region runs from base 377 to 2296 and encodes 639 amino acids.
UCUCCGUCUUGUUAUAUUCCGGCCCUGCCCACACGCAACGAGUGUCUAAUUAGUUCGAUAGCCCAACUUCAUUUUAAAAAGGUCCAUUCAGCAAAAUGAUCAAACUGAGGAGCGUCGUUUGACACACGCGCAUAACUCUUUGGAAAAAAUAUUUCUAAAGACACGUUUUAAUAAUAAUAAUAAAAAAAAAAAAAAAUUGUGAAAUGUAAAUUUCAAAUGUGAUUUAAUAUUUAAAAAAUAUUUAGAGAAAGAGUGAAUAUAUUUUAUCUUUAGUGAUUAAUAUUAUUAAUAUAAUUAAUAUUAAUAUUAGUUUUUAUACUUAAUAAUAAUUUAAGUCUACAGUUCCAAUAUUAUAGAUCUUUCAUCUUUGAGAAAAAUGAAAGUGCUUUUAUUUCUCACUUGCGUCAUUUUAUAUUUAAUGUUGCAAACACUUUCAACAGCAAAGGGAGGAUGUUGCCAGUGCAAUUUCAAUGACACUGCAUACAUGGAAGAAGCUUGCGAGCAUAUCACUCCAUUUAUGACCUUGGUGCAAUCAUUAAUUAUGUCAAGAUGUGAUAUUUCAGAGGCAUGUAAACGCGUUGGUUCUGAUCAAGUACCCGAAGAUGAAUGGUUUGAUUUCAUAAUUGUCGGCGCUGGAGUAGCAGGUCCUAUUUUAGCAAGAAGACUCAGUGAUCAUGCUCCAUGGAGGGUGUUAUUAGUGGAGGCAGGUCCAGAGGAGCCCUCUUUAACUGCAGUACCAGGUUUAGCUUUCAAUACAAUAAACACUUCUCUCGAUUGGAAAUACAUGACGGAACCUACGCAACCAUAUCCAACAGCCUGUUUGGAAAACAAUGGAAAAUGCGCAUGGCCAAGGGGUAAAAUGGUGUCAGGAACAGGUGGAAUGAAUGGAAUGAUGUACGUUCGUGGACAUCCAGAAAUUUACAAUAAAUGGUCACGCGCUGGAAAUCCAGGUUGGUCAUAUGAAGAAAUAGAACAUUAUUUUGAACGUGCUGAGAAUCCAGUGAAUAUAAAAUUAGUACAAGAUGAAAUUUUCAAAAAAACACAAACUGGCGGUCCAAUAAAUAUUGAUCUCUUCUCGCAUAAACCUGAAUUUUCCAAUGAACUAUUGAGAGCGGCAAGAGAAUUAGGCUACGAAACCGAAAGACUGAGAGCAUAUAAUCAAACUGGUUUUAUUGUUGCACCAAUGAUGACUGCCGGUGGUCUACGGGGAACGACGUCAAAGUUUUAUCUAAGACCAGUUGCUGAUAGGCCUAAUCUUCGUGUUUUGACAAAUGCACAUGUCAGCAGAAUAUUAUUGAAUAAAUGGGAUAUGCAAGUGAAUGGCAUUGAAUUAAUUGAUAAAGAGGGCAAAAAACGAAUAAUGAAGGCGGAUAAGGAAAUUAUUUUGACAGCUGGCGCAAUUGGUUCACCACAAUUGUUAAUGUUGUCGGGUAUUGGUCCAAAGGAUGAACUUGAAAAAUUGGGUAUUACUGUUUAUCGAGAUUUGCCAGUGGGGAAAAUUUUACUUAAUCACGUGUCAGUGGGUAUUCCCAUGAGUAUUAAGGAUGAUCAUUAUGAGACAAUGACAAUAGAGGCUGUCAAUCAGUAUAUUGAAAAUAGAACUGGACCAUUGUCAAGUACGGGACUUACGCAAGUCACUGCUUUUAUGGAGAGUUCUUAUGCUACAUCUGGAAUGUCAGAUUUGCAGGUAUUUUUUGAUGGUUUUAGUUCGGGCUGUCCGGAAACUGGACACAAAUUUGAAUGUCCCGAUGGUAGAAUUGGUAGUUGUCCAAAUAGAAGAGAAAUAGUGGCUCGACCAACGGUUGUCAUUACUAAAAGUCGAGGAUAUCUACAACUAAGAUCUAAAAAUCCUCUCGAUUAUCCACUUAUUUAUCCUAAUUAUUUUACCGAUGAAACCGAUAUUAAAAUUCUCAUUGAAGGUGUGAGAAAAGUCAUUAAAUUAAUUAGUACGAAAUCUAUGAGAAAAUGGGGAUUAAGACUGGAGAAAGAACCAAAUAAACUUUGUUCAAGAUACCACUUUAAUACGGACGCUUAUUGGGAAUGUAUAAUUCGUGUGAAAACUGGUCCAGAAAAUCAUCAAUCGGGAACUUGUAAAAUGGGAUCGGCAAGUGACCCAGAAUCUGUGGUAAAUUCACAGCUUCAAGUUCAUGGAAUAUUAAAUCUUAGAGUGGCUGAUGCCUCAAUAUUUCCAAUUUUACCAAAUGCUAAUCCAAUAGCGCCUAUUGUUAUGGUUGCAGAAAAAGCUGCCGAUUUAAUUCGAUACACAUGGUCAAGAAGUGGUAAACGAAAAAAAUAAUUAUAGUGUAUUACAUAGGAAAUUAUAUAUAAUUAUUGUUUUUCAUACACUUUUUUUUUAGUAUAAUUUAUAUAAUAAAUUUUUAUAAUAAAAAUUCGUUUGAAAAAUA